AUGAUCGCGGCCGGUAUCGCGAAAUUAGUUGACGAGGGUAAAAUCGAAUGGACAACACGGGUACAAACAAUUCUCCCGGAAUUUGUCCAUGAUAAUGCUCGUUUUGCAAGAGUCGUCACAGUGGGUGAUCUCCUAGCGCAUCGAUCGGGCUUGGACGGAGUCGCUGCACUCUGUCUUGCCAUGCAGGGAGAUGGCGAGAUGCUGGUCCCCAACGAUGCAUUUUUCCAAACCGUCCAACAUAUUCCAUGGCCUACACCACCACGACAGAGUUGGUCCUACUGUGUGUGGGGAUAUUCGAUCGCUGCUUAUAUUAUUGAGAAAAUCAGCGGUCGUCCACCUCACGAAUACCUCGAAGAGGAACUAUUCGUGCCCCUGGGAAUGGACCGAACCUCACUGCAACCAAGAUUCGAUCACCUUGAAAAUGUGGCUAAGCCAUAUGCCUCCCUCACCAACGGCAAUGCUCAUCUGCUGAAACAUCGGCAGCAGUUUGCUGGCACAUUCUUUGAAGGUUCAGGUGGCGCAUUUACAACAGUGAAUGACCUCUUACUAUGGGCAAAGGCAAUGCUAGCUGCCAGUCAAGAGGCAAAGGAUACAGAAAAGACAAUAAUCAAGCAGGGAUCCCACCUUCUGGGCAAUCAGAUCUCUAUUGAAAGCACUUGUGAUUCUGAACAAUCCUAUGGCUUUGGAUGGGUUCGUUCGCAACUCCCGGGUGCUGUCGGAGUAGUCGGCGACAAUGCAGACAUCUGGGGACCUUCAGAACUGCCUAUUUUCGGGGCCCGCAAUGCACCCCAGCUGAUGAUUUAUCAUCAAGGAGCAACAGUUGGAUACUAUUCCUUCCUGGCGUUAUUUCCAGAAACCCAGUCUGCUGUUGUGGUCCUUACCAAUGCGAUCGCAUUCAGCGAUCCGGCAGAAUGGAUUGGACGUAUCAUUAUACAGGGCCUCUUUGAUUUUGCGGAACCGAUUGACUAUGUGGACUGGUCAGAGAAAAGCAAGGAAAAAGAAUCGAACAGUUUAGAUCCCUCCACAACACACUCAACAAGGAGCGAAUGCCUGAUCCUCUUCCACUUCCUCUUGAAGCAUACGUGGGCAGAUACUACAAUCAGGAGAACAGCUAUACUCUAG
Molecule: messenger RNA, 1122 nt
Organism: Penicillium macrosclerotiorum
Lineage: Eukaryota; Fungi; Ascomycota; Eurotiomycetes; Eurotiales; Aspergillaceae
Product: serine hydrolase domain-containing protein
Exons: 1
Coding region: 1-1122 (373 amino acids)
Source: RefSeq, a predicted model, not a curated record